CUCCGAAAAUCGAAGCGCUUUUUACCUAUCCAACUGCUGUUUGUAGUGUACGUAGGCAAUUAUAGAAAUUGAGACACCGCACGCGGCAACUAAUGUCAAUUUUGACGAUAAGGACAUUUUAAUUUAGGUAAUUGGCUAAUUGCACAUAAUAAAAAAAGAUUGUGAGGUUAUAGUGUGUUCACGGAGGUGGUAGCUUAGCCACAGACGGUUUUAGUGAAGUGAAAGUUAGGUUAUGUUAUAAAAUCAAAAUGCAGUUAUUUAAACCGGCAAUUAGAAAUAUCAUUUACAGACAGUUUUGCUUAAGCAAGAUCUUAAAACAGACCCACGAAGCUACUUUCGAUAAGUUACUGGAAGCUCACAUCGACAAAAUACUAUACAACACUCACCUUUACCGAACGAAUCCCAAGUUUAAUUUUUGGCGACGUGUUGAGCUGAAAAAACGGGAAAAACAGAACCGAGAGCAGCUACAAAGUGUACAACCUCUGCCGCGUGUUUUAAGGUACUUUUACGAUGAUCCACUACCCCACGUUUGCAAGGAAACCAAGCCAGAACAGCCCGAAAAGGAACACAUUCAAACUCACUUCCCGUUUGCAAAUCAGACAAUCUCAAUUUCGGACGGAGAAGAUGUAGCUCCUACCAUUGAAAUGGAUGCCGCUGAUCGUACCAAACAUGAAAUUGAGAGACGACAACACUCCCUUUGGAUGCACGAUUACGAAAAUUACGAGGACGAUGCUGAUUUUGAAGGUAGCGAUUGGACAAUUAACUACGGCACACCGGAUCCCCGUUCGUCAAUCAGCCGCAUACCAUGCGGCGGCUGUGGAGCUCUACUACAUUGUAAAGAUACAGCGAUUCCCGGAUAUCUACCUUCGGAGAUAUUCAAAAACGCGGCCAAACGCGAGGGAGUGGAUUUGAAAGCGUUAAUCUGCCAAAGGUGUCAUUUUCUCAAGUAUUACAAUCUAGCGCUUCAAGUCAGGGUCACGUCAGAUGACUAUAUAAAGGUCUUGGAGAGUCUGAAAACGAAACGCGCGCUCAUUCUCCUAACUGUCGACCUAUUCGACUUUCCUUGCUCGCUUUGGCCGGGAAUCGUCGACGUUCUGGGUCAGAAGCAGCCGAUCGUCAUUGUCGGGAAUAAGGUGGACUUAAUUCCUAGGGAUAGUCCGAGUUAUUUAGAUCGAAUUAAAAGCGUCGUAUCGAGUACGGUUCGCGAGACCGUUAGCGAGAGAGUUGCGCGGAAUGUGAAGCAUGUGACGCUGAUAUCUGCCAAAACCGGUUGGGGCGUCGAGGAGCUUAUCACGAAGCUUCAUAACAUUUGGAAUACGCGCGGCGAUGUUUACGUGGUUGGCUGUACGAAUGUCGGCAAAUCGAGCCUGUUUAACUGCCUGCUGCAGUCGGAUUUUUGUAAAGUGCAAGCCGUCGACUUGAUUCAAAGGGCGACGACGAGCGUGUGGCCGGGCACGACGAUGAAUAUGUUGAAGUUUCCCAUUUUGCGGCCGUCCGGGUGGCGCAUGUUUGUACGGAUGAAGCGACUGCAAGCUUUGAAUAAAAUUCGAGCGGAAGAAAAUAAGCUCAACGUCAUGCGGUUGAAGGAGACGCGCGAGAUGAAAUAUGCGACACUUGUAGGCCACAUUGAUCGUACCUUUAGGCCCGGUUUCGAGAAUGCCGAAACCGGAUCAGAUGUUGUUCCUAUGAUGGCGCACCCGAAUACAUCUGGUGGAGUUUGUACAGGUAUUAAUGAGAAUGAUCCUGUGUACGUUGCUAGUAAAUGGUGCUACGAUACCCCAGGUGUUGAGCAUCCCGAACAGAUCAUCCAUCUCUUGACAACUGAAGAGUUAACGUUGGCACUUCCACGUGAUCCAAUUCAACCGAAGACGUUUAGCAUAAGGCUCGGCCAAACUGUUUUUAUAGCAGGUUUGGCCAGGUUGGACUAUUGCAGUGGACCUCAUUCGAUAAAAAUUACCGUUUUUUGCUCCGAGCUACUACCGAUCACCAUGUGUUACACCGAGGACGCAUCUUCUUUGUACGAAACUUUUUUAGGAAGCGAAAUAUUUCUGGUACCAAAAGGAUCUCCCGAGCGCCUAAGUAAGUGGCCAAAUUUAAAGCAGGGCGAACUUUUGCUACAUUUACAAGGUGUAAAUGAGGAUACGUCAUGUGGCGACAUAGUAUUAUCGAAUGCAGGAUGGAUUUCAGUCACUUGUGCAUCUCAGGUAGCAUUUAAAGCUUGGACUCCAGAAGGUAGAGGAAUAUAUGUGCGUAAAUGUUUGCUACCGUUUGCGGUAGCUUUGAGAGGAAAGAAAAUACAUCACUCGCCAGCGUAUGCAUCUGAUAAAUGUUUUUUACCAAAAUAAAAAUUGCUCGUAUAAGAAUUUAAA
Photinus pyralis (common eastern firefly) is the source of this 2369-nucleotide messenger RNA. RefSeq names its product nitric oxide-associated protein 1. The coding region runs from base 249 to 2345 and encodes 698 amino acids. Lineage: Eukaryota; Metazoa; Arthropoda; Insecta; Coleoptera; Lampyridae. The transcript has 7 exons. Gene Ontology annotation, molecular function: GTP binding. The record is from RefSeq and is a predicted model, not a curated record.